AUGCGGCCGCCGCCCCCCUCGGCCCCCGCGGCCGCCCGGGCGUGUGAGGUCAAAGCGCGGGGCUUGAGGAAGCGAGGCAAAAGGGCAGCGCCGGGCCCCGGCGAGGCCGGAGGCUGCGGCCCUGAGAGCCGGGGCCGUGAGGAGAACCAGCAGCCUAGGAGAAUGGUGGCCCGCAUGUCCGCACCGGGAGAGGCGGGAGCGGAGGAAUCCGGCGGCGCGUUCGGGGCUGGGCAGGCGGUGAGGCCGAGGAUGGAGGGCCCCGAAGGCCUGACGGGGCGCGGGGCAGGCCCGAUGCGUGCGGACAGAGCCGGCAAAGAAGCAGCGAAGACCAAGGUCCUUCUGCAGCCUGGAAGACACACCAAGGGAAAAAGAAAAGUUACUGAAGUACCAAGCGAUGAUACACAGCCAGGAAUCGACCUGGUAAGGAAGGAGUCAUUAACCGGUUUGGAAUCUUUCCGAACAGUGGAGUACACUGAAUUUCAGAGUAUGACUUUCUUACAGUCUCUGGGGAAGGAAGGUUUGAUAGAAGGUACUGAAAGAAGAAUUCAAAUAAAAAAGCUUACAAGUCUAGAGAGCAAAACAACUGAAAAUAAGGUUACACAAAGAAUUAAGGUUGAAUUCCAAGAUGAACUGUUCAAGAAUAGGCCAAAAUAUUCUUGUAACAGCUUAUCACCGGGAGUAGAAAAUAAUUUCAUUUUAACAUUACGUGAUUGUGAUUGUUUCCCGCAUUUUAAGGGUUGUAAUGAUGAAAACAACCUUGAAUGUAAACCUCCUGGUGGAUGUGUGCAUGUAGCAGAAAAUUCCUCAAAGAAAGAAAAUCUUAAGAAUCUUGCCAAGAAGAGUGAUGGAAAUAAUAUUCCUCAACUUUUACAAGCUGAAGAAAACUUAGUAGGAGUAGAUAAAUUAUUGCCUGAAGAAAAUAAUGUAUACCAAAGUACGAAAAAUGUCUUGCUUUCCUCCCUUCCAAGUGGGAAAAAAAAAUGUUCAGUGGAGGAGAGCAGCAUCGGGAGAAAAACCAAGAAAAAGAUGAAGUUGUCUGAAAAGCGAGCUGAAACAGCUACUGAAAUGAGCUUCUCUACUGUAUACACCAAGUCUGUGUUACAAGAAAGCCAUAUGUGUGCUGAAUAUAAAGGAACGAGGACUUCAGAGACUAAAAAAGCCGCUAAUAAAGUUUCAAAGAAAGUAAACCAUAGCACACCAUUUCCAAUGGAUCAUUCUUUAAGCCACCCAGAAACACAAGGGAAAAAAACAAACCCGGAACAUUAUGUAAGUGCCAAGUCUCAGAAAACCCUUGCCCCACUUUUGAAAGUAGAAGCAAAAACUGCUUCAGAGCCCUCGAUGUGUAAAACUGUGGAGCCAAAAGAACACUUCACGCCAGUGAAAAGCACAGUAGUGACGUCACCUAGUGACACCUCCAAGUUUUCUGAUUACCAUCAUAUUGAAAUAUCAUCCCAGGAAGAGUUGGGGAACCAAGCUGAAGAAUUAAUGUUAAGCUGUCGUAGAACAAUACCAAUGACUGGUAAAAGAACUUGGCCUUGUUACUCAUGUGCUAGAAUAUCUGCCCGAUGCUGGAAAAAGACCGCCUUGCCAAAAUCAGAUCACUUUAUUUCUGGGUCUGGGGAAAGUUUUAGUCAAGAUGAUUUUCUUAAACAGUCAACAAAUCCAACUCACUUAACUGAUUCCAACGUAUUAUUACAAAGUUCCAGAACAGAAGAAACCAACACUGGUUCUUCAAGUGAAGAAAAAGUAGAUUCUGAUGUAAAUAGUUUGCCUUCCGUUUCUACAGUAGAACCUACUGUAAUGGUUUUAAAGGAGCCUACAAUUUGUGAUGGUGAUAAAGUGAAACUAGAGGAUCUGAGCAGCAGUGGGCCAGAGGUAGUUUCGAAUACUUCUGAAGAUAUUCACUUAACUAAUGUGACUCAAAGCUUGACAGGAAGUAAAAAAAAGAAUAAAGGAAAUUUCGCAAAACCUAAUUUGACACUGGCUUCCCAUGAAGGCCAGGAAGCACAUAAUUCUACGGGCAAAACUAUUAAUCGAAAAUCAUGUAACAGUAAGCAAACACUUGUGGUUCCAGAUUUGGUUAAAAUAUUGAACACAGGACGACUGACUAAUUUUAAAAUUCCUUUACUUAAGAAUAAAGUAGGAAAAAGAAAAAUAAAUAUCAAGUCAUCAGAGAGAGAAGCUUACAGUCCUCUAGAACUUCUUGACAAUUUGUCUGUAGCAGAGGUCAGACAGCAUAGGAGUAAAGAAAACGUCUCCACAGUCACUUCAGGACCUCAGUCUGUGAGCAUACAAAAUAGUGUGACUCCCAUGCAAGCAAGUUCUGACUCGCUCUACAGUAAUGAUUCCUGUAGUGUUUCUUCAGGCUUCUCAAAGCAAAGUAAUAAUAAUCACAUCUCUGAACUAGGAAAUACUGUAUCUAACAAGGAAACUGUGGAAGAUAAUCCUUUUUCUUGUAAUCCUGGAUGUAUAGAUAAAAGCACUGCCUUCUGUUCGAAUGAACAAGACACAUUUGAACCAGUUUCCUCUGAAGAUAGUGGUGAAAAAAUGACUAAGAGCUUUUCAGAAAUUAAAGUGGAGUUUCCAGAUAUUCUUAAAGCAUAUGAAGAUGAUGUCCUCUUAAUUGAUGUGAUUCAAGAUGACCCAGACCUCUUUGGAAUGUCCAAUGAAGGAGAGCUAGCUUUUACUUCAGAGGGGCCCGUGAUAAGCCUGGAGCCCAGUGUUUCUGAAGCGCAUCAGACAGACUCCAAGCACAUGGAACCUCCAGGAAAAACAGAACCCAGUGGUGACUUGAGAUGCAAAGGGAAGAUUCAGGGGAGGGUAGAGGUCCUGAAGAGGCCUUUGAGAGACUUUCCUGUACCGGACCAGGAAUUGAGCAAGUCAGACAUCUGUUCUUCCUUGCUAGCAGCAAAUGAACUAAAGGAUGAAUCAAAAAAUGUGAAUGUUCCCUUAGUAGACAUUACCAAUGAGACCUCUGUAAAUGAGCAACUGGAAAACAUCAGUGAACAUACCACGGGUUCAGACUUGGAUGAGAAGGAUAGAGUCACGGACAAGGUGCAUUUUAAAGAAAAUAUUUGUGAAGUCUUUCAAAGCAAAGAUUUGAAAACUGCAGAGACUGUGACUGGUGAAGGUCAAUUAGCAGCACUGGGCCCUAAACCUCUGUACUUUUUGGUGCCACCUGUAAGUCUAAGUACUCUUCAAGAAGACACAGCCCUGAGACCCUGGAUGAAUGAUUGCAGAUUUCCAGGAAAACAUUCCCUCCUAAAGUUGCAGAAUUCUGAAACUUAUGAAAUAUUUAAGAGAGAAAAUCUAGGGAUGUUCCAGAAGCCUCUAGGGUUAAUAAUACCGCACAGAUAUUGCAAGUUUCAUUUUAAUUCAUUACGUGGCUGUGAACGAUCACAGUGCAAGUUUACUCAUGUCCCUGAACAAGGAGAUGAAAAGGUUUGCAUGGAUGUAUUUAAGAAAUAUAUAAAUAUCAAUGAGUUAUGUUUGCUACAACGUGCAGUAAACAUGUUUAUUGAAUACUACAGAAAGUUCCCUCCAGGUAUACACUUUGAUGUGCAAGUGCUAAACGACCUUCUGACUUCUUUACUCAAGCACUGUUUAUUGAAAGAAGUGUUUCAGCUAUUGAACCUCAUGAUAAUGCUUAAAAUAUUGCCUGCUCUGAAAAUAUUAUUAAACAUAUUUGAACAUGUGACAACUAUGAAUUUAAGGAAUGCUGUACCUGCUUCAAUUGAUAUAUUUUGCAAGCUUGUUGAAGCUGGGAUGGUACUUGACCCUGAACACAUUAACUAUAUUAUUAAGCUCUUAUACCAAGUGCAGGCAUCCAAGCAAGAAAUAAGUGUAGUACUGGACGUGAAAUCCAGGUUACAGAUGAGGCAAUUUAAAAAGAGUUGGAAGUGUGAUUUAGAGUCAGCCUUGAAUGAAAUAGAGCACUGUAAAGAAAGAUGCGACUGGACCAAAUUGGGGAACUUGUACAUUAACGUGAAAAUGGCUUGUGAAAAAUUUGCAGAUUUCCAGAGAUUCUGUGCUUGUAUUGCUGAAACACUAACAAAAGACUAUACAGAAGAGAAUCUAGGUGUUCCUUUUUGUGAAUUUGCUGAAGCAGUGAGAAAAGAUCCACAGAAUAGUGAAAUGGAUAAAACUUUGCUGGGGCGAAUUGGAAUCAGUGCUAUGUACUGCUAUCACAAACUGUUGCAGUGGCCCAAGGGAAGGAAGGUCGUAGAUAAGCUCUAUGAAUUAAAAAUACAUUUCACAAGUUUAAAAGGACUUACAGGGCCUGAGAAGUUAGCACCAAGAUGUCAAAUUGUGAAUAUUGCAGCAGAAAUUUUUCUCAAAAGUGGAAGUCUAGAUGGUGCCAUUUGGGUAAUGAGAGAGUCAGAAUGGAUCAUCAAUACACCACUGUGGCCUUGUGACCGGCUGGAUGUGAUCAAUCGACAUAAUCUGCUUUGCACAAUUGCCCAUGAGACAUUAGCCAAGAGCCUUUAUAGACAGACAUUUGAAGUUUUGCAAAAUCUACCAGGUUUUCAAAAUUCUCAAGAACCGGUGGAUGUUGCACAAUAUAGUGUUCUUUUUAAUAAACUUCUUGAUGCCUGCAUAGAAAGCAACAGUCUUUGUAUGUCAUCCUCCAUAACAGAAUUCAUGAUCUCAAAGAGCAUCCCUAUUGAUUUCUCCUUUCUUAGAAGAUUGAUUACUUCUCUAGGAAGAAGUUGUUUAUGGCUCAAAGCCAGAUCCCACUACAAAAGAACUCCUGGAUGGUUUCCGAAACUACUGUCCCUUUUAUAUUCCCACCAUAGGAGUUCCAGUUUCUUCACAUCUCACUUGUUACUGCCUGUUUUGUUUGUUUGUGUUUUGCCAUCUGGUGCUCUUUCUUUGGGCUGCUACUCACCGUUGGAGGGACAUUUAUACCGAAAACUUCUACUGAUUCCUUCUUAUUUAUCUGAGAUUGAAAUGCUCUUAGCUAUUGAAAUUUUCCUGGUAUCUAAUGCUGGUAAUAUUCAGAGUCCUGGAACUUCUACACAGAUACUGCAGAUCGUUUUGAAAAGAUAUAACAAAAGCAAACCUCAGAGCAAAGAUGAUUAUCAAGCUGCAGUGGACAGAUUGAUUAUGGCUGCUCGGAUAUCAGAUCCAAAGCUGUUCAUUAAGCACAUGACCGUCAACGCCAAUAAAGAACAGGUUUACAGUUUGGAACAUUGCUCUGCCCUGAAAUGGUUGAAGGAGAAUAUGAAGUGGGCUGGGAAGGUUUGGCUUUUCAAUAACCAUUAGUUAUUAGUUAAUAGAGACUUUUUUUAUUAUUAAGUUCAAGUAAUCAUUGUUGAAAAUGAAAAGAUAAUUAAAAUACAGUUUCCACUAUA
Echinops telfairi (small Madagascar hedgehog) is the source of this 5354-nucleotide messenger RNA. It is a transcript of the gene TOPAZ1, whose product is annotated as testis and ovary specific TOPAZ 1. The coding region runs from base 1 to 5265 and encodes 1754 amino acids. The transcript is spliced from 22 exons. Lineage: Eukaryota; Metazoa; Chordata; Mammalia; Afrosoricida; Tenrecidae. The record is from RefSeq and is a predicted model, not a curated record. Gene Ontology annotation, biological process: spermatid development; spermatocyte division.